This is a messenger RNA of Exophiala oligosperma, 2223 nucleotides long. RefSeq lists its product as uncharacterized. Gene Ontology annotation, cellular component: chromatin. Gene Ontology annotation, biological process: regulation of transcription by RNA polymerase II; DNA-templated transcription. NCBI's taxonomy places the organism in Eukaryota, Fungi, Ascomycota, Eurotiomycetes, Chaetothyriales, Herpotrichiellaceae. Gene Ontology annotation, molecular function: zinc ion binding; DNA-binding transcription factor activity, RNA polymerase II-specific; RNA polymerase II cis-regulatory region sequence-specific DNA binding. Bases 1 to 2223 code for a protein of 740 amino acids. The transcript is spliced from 6 exons. The record is from RefSeq and is a predicted model, not a curated record.
AUGGGUUUCGAAGCGGCGGAGGAACGUGUGCAUACCGUGUUCAUCGUCGAAACUGAAGUGCCGCAAUACUCGAAGUCGCCGAGCAACUGCAUCAGAGCUACAGAUUCAGCUCAACAAGAUUCUAUUGAUACGGAAGAACCUGUGAGCACACAUCUGUUAGAGCCAGAUGUACUCCUCGAAGCACAGCCAGAGACACGCGUCCCGGAUACGUCAAAUUCUUUAGGCUGGGAUGACGGACAGACCAAUUCGCUUUCGUCGGCACACGACCUUCACGGCCUUGACUGGACUAGGAGUAUUGAUGAUGCUCUCAUAGGAACCUCAGACUCGGUCAUCGAUCCUUCUAAUCAAAUUCCUCUUGUCGAUUUCGAUUGGAUAUUCAGCAUCAAUGAUGAGGAACUACCUGGCGCUGUGACUGAUUUCUAUACUCCACAGCUACAUGAUCCCAGCCCAAUUCGAGCCAAACUUCAGUACGCGAAUGUAGACUCGGAAGGCUGUCAGACACCAGUACCGGCCUCACACCCUUCUACCGACUUGAAUAGUCCCGGCCUGCGAGAGGUAUGGCCAAUAGCUUGGCUGGAAGAAUCAGCUCAAUCUUCCGGCUUUCCUGUUCUUGGUGAACCGGAACUGAGUAAUCAAAAGUCGGCAAAUUUCUACCAAAUUCGUCCCAUUGAUUCAAAUGCGAGAGAAUCUAUGAUCGAAGUACUCAGUCUCCCCACAAAGCAAACCUUGUGGAAGCCUACAUCCCUUGCGAAUUUUCUCGAAAGUCGACACAUCGACCAGUGCAUUGAUAUGUAUUUUGCUCAUUUUGAUAAGACUAUAUCAUUCAUUCAUCGCCCAACAUUUAAUCCUUCUGAGGACCUGAUUGUAACCUUGGCCAUGGCGUGCAUUGGUCUCUGUUACACUGGACUGAGAGGUGCAAACGCCUUUGCUAAUUUGUUGUCGGAGUACCUUCGACGUCUCCUGAUAUUUAUGGGAGAAUCAGACCCGGUCUUUCUCAGGACAGAGGUUUAUGUCAAGUCUCAGCUGCUGCAGUGUAUUCAUGGUGUGGCUAGUGGCAAUAAGCGGCUUUUCGAAUUCAGCAGAUCUCAACGAAGCUUCCUGGUCAGCCAGUGUAAGUACAUGGGUCUUUUCGCUAAUCAGCCUUGGUUCGACAACCUGCAAAAGCCACUGGAAGAGCGAUGGCGUAGCUGGGCGGCGCAGGAGGCACGCACACGUCUCGCAUGGGCAGUCUUUGAGUUUGAUAUGACCGGUGGGCAUAUGCACAAUACUGCGCCUUGCCUGUCAUUAGCCGACGUACAACUAAAUCUUCCCUGCUCUAUCGAUCAUUGGACCGCAAGCUCUCCUCAAGCCUGCGCUGCACUAACGCCUUGGAGUGCAAGCUUUCCCCAAGGACCGUCCCUGCAUAAGGUUCUACUGGACAUCAAGACUCCCCAUGCUAACCUGGAUGUCGACGAUGAGCCUACAGAUCGGCAUCACAAAUUGAUAAUCGCCUUUCACCUGGUUCGAGAUCUGUACAGCAUCUCACAGCUAUGCGGCAGCCCCAUCUCGAGCCUUACGCAAGGUACAGUCGACUUCGAGAAGAGCCGCUCUAACCUUCUUUCAACUCUUGAGUCUCAACUAGAACCUCUGAGCAUCCAGAGUAUGUUCAAGGGUCCAUCAGAACUUGCCAUUCUGAUGCAUAGGACCCUGCUUACACGUACGGCCAUGGUUUUCGGAAUGGGCCUAGUGCCUACCUGGCUCUACUCACUUUUGUGCGAAGAGACUUCGGCCCAGGCACGAGGAAAGCUUCGAGCCUGGACCCUCGACGAUCCUAGCCGAGCCAGACGGGUAAUGUAUCAAUGUGCUCAGAUACUUACGGCAGUACGAACGUUUCCGUGCAAUUUGCAUUACGAACCAUACAGCGUUUUCCACGCUGGACUUACUAUAUGGUCUCUGAUUGACAUUUUGCCUGGCGAGAAUAUUGCAGGCGAGACGAGACAUCUACAAAUUGAUCGUAUUCAAGGCGACGACCGCGAAAUAGACGCUCUGAUUGAUGACUGGAUCCAGAAUAAGACACCGGCCGCCGUCGGGAUCCAUGAGAUACCUGACCUGUGGGGAUUUGAAAGCCGCCGACAGUUGCUGUAUCAGAUUUCUCAAAUGUUGAGACGAAUGCGAGCAUUUGGUCUUGCCAGAAGUUUUUUGAAUGUAAUACUAGGCCUACUGAAGAGUAGCAAAAAUUGGUAG